AUGCUAUCCUCCUUCUUCACUUCCCCUUCCACUUGGGUGAUAACCCUAUCCCUGCUCCCCGCCGUGCUCAGCUCGCCUAUCAUCUCAAAGCGAGCAAAGGGUGCCUGGCUCGGUCUGAACACCAACUUUCCAGACCCGAGCUUCAUGAAAGCUGCCGAUAACAAAUGGUACGCUUUCGGCACGAAUGGCAACGGCAAGCGCAUCCAGGUCGCAAGGUCAGACGACUUUAACACAUGGACCUUGCUGGACGUGGAAGCCCUCCCAACUCUCUCAACCUGGGAAACUGACCGGGACCACUGGGCUCCAGAUGUAGUCCUCCGAGAUGACGGAAAGUAUGUCAUGUACUACUCAGGCGAAGCUAAAUCAAACAUUGGCCAUCACUGCGUCGGCACAGCCGUAUCAGACAAGCCAGCAGGACCAUAUAUUCCAAGCAACACGCCCCUCUCCUGCCGACUGGAUCGAGGCGGCUCAAUCGACCCAGCCGGAUUCAAAGACAAAGAUGGUAGCCGAUACGUCGUGUUCAAGGUCGACGGCAAUAGCGUCGGACACGGCGGCGACUGCAACAACGGCGUUGAGCCAUUGGUCGGCACGCCGAUCUUGCUGCAGAAGGUUGCUGCUGACGGCGUUACUCCUAUCGGAGAUGCGGUGCAGAUUCUGGAUCGGUCUACGGCUGAUAAUGAUGGGCCGCUUGUUGAGGCGCCGAAUCUGAUUCUGCAUGGCGAUACUUAUUUCUUGUUUUAUUCUACACAUUGCUUUACGGAUCCCAAGUAUGAUGUCCGCUGGGCUACGGCUAGUAGCAUCACUGGUCCUUAUACUAAGACGAACGUGCCUUUGAUUAAUGCUCAGAGCUCUGGGCUUCUUUCGCCUGGUGGUGGAAAUGUUUGUGGUUGUGGUGAUAGGAUGUUGUUCCAUGGGUUCUGUACUGAGGCGAGAACUGAUCGGUGUAUGUAUGUGGCUGAUGUUUCUCUCACUGGGAAGACGGCAGCUAUUGCUUGA
Molecule: messenger RNA, 996 nt
Organism: Penicillium nucicola
Lineage: Eukaryota; Fungi; Ascomycota; Eurotiomycetes; Eurotiales; Aspergillaceae
Product: glycoside hydrolase family 43 protein
Exons: 2
Coding region: 1-996 (331 amino acids)
Biological process (GO): carbohydrate metabolic process
Molecular function (GO): hydrolase activity, hydrolyzing O-glycosyl compounds
Source: RefSeq, a predicted model, not a curated record